Messenger RNA from Phytophthora infestans T30-4, 357 nucleotides. RefSeq lists its product as uncharacterized. The record is from RefSeq and is a predicted model, not a curated record. Bases 1 to 357 code for a protein of 118 amino acids. The transcript has 2 exons. NCBI's taxonomy places the organism in Eukaryota, Oomycota, Peronosporomycetes, Peronosporales, Peronosporaceae.
AUGCGGGCGAUGACUACGAUUGUCAGGCGACUUUUUCCGGUUCGGAGUGCGCACGUCUGCAUCGCGUUCGGUGAUUGGAGCUGCCAGGAUGGUCUUCGUGGAAGCUUAAGAGCUACAGUAAAAGCACUAAAGAGAGAGCUAGAACGGUGGGCGACAGUGCUGCCCGUGGACGGGUUUCGUACCAGUAAGAUGGGCUCCUGUUGCCACGAGCGCCUCCAUCCAGCUCGAAACGUAUUGUGCUGCAAAAACAGUCGAUGCAAGGCCCACUUCUGGAAUUGGGACGUCAAUAUAUAUUGGAUGAAGCUACUUAAAUACAUGCGUUUAGGACUGGGGAGGCUUGCAGCUUUCGAGCCAUGA